ACUGGCUCGCAGAGAUCAUGAAGCAUCUCUACUCCUCCAAAGUUAUGCUGACCUCCCCCAUUGAGUUCGGAGAUGUUUCAAAACUAGAAGAGAUGAACAAUAUCACAUCCAGGAGGGUCAUCCCCACCCACCUGAACUACGACAUGUUACCCAAGGACUUCAAGACCAAGAAAUGCAAGGCCAUAUACAUCAUUCGGAAUCCUAAGGACACAGCGGUCUCGUUAUUUCAUUACUACAAAGACAACCCCAACCUGCCGACCAUCGAGAUGUGGAAUACUUACUUCAGUAUGUUCCUACAAGGAGAAGUUGUCUGCGGAUCGUGGUUCGAUCACAUACUGAGCUGGGAAGGACACCGGAAUGAGAUGGGAACGUUAUUCCUGUAUUACGAAUCUAUGAAAGAGGAUCCAUUCAAGGCCGUGAGAAAACUCAGCAACUACCUGGGAAUAAACAUUAACGACAACGAAAUCCACGAUAUCUGCAAGAAGACGUCAUUCGCGGAGAUGAAGACCAACGUGGAGAAAGAGAAUAACGACCUGAAGCACACCGUCUGCUCUCUGACCUCCAACAAGAAGCUGAUAUUCAGGAAAGGUACCGUCGGGGAAUGGAAACAUUAUUUCACCAAUAAACAGAACAGACAGUUCGAUGACCUGUAUAAGGCAAAGAUGAAUUGCAGCAGCUUGGCCAAACACAUCCGCUAUGGAACUGAAACGGCAGCUCUGUGACCUGCGUCCCAGAGCGAUGGCGACUCACGGAGGAUUCCACAGUUACUGAAUAAACUGGACAAGUGCAACCCCAGUGCAAAGGUCAAAGACAAACGAGUUCCUCUGUGAACCCCAGUUGUGAUGAGGGUACAAUGGGGGACACAUUUAGGGUCAUCUGACCUCUUUCCACACCUAAAGCUGUCAUUAAUUGGAUAUGAAUUAAUCUCAAAUCAGGGAAGGGAAGACUGGUGUAAUUUCCCAUUGUGGCCACAAGGUGUCGCUGUGUAACUGAAGAAAGAAGAUCAAGGUGGUCAUUCCGAGUUGAUCGCUAGCUGCAUUUGUUCAAAAAAACGUCACUUCUGCGCAUGCGUAUGUGGCGCAAUGCGCACGCGUGACGUACUAUUACAAAGAAUGAUGUAGUUUUGCACAGGGUCUAGCAAUGCAUUUCAGUCGCACUGCUGGCCGCAGAGUGAUUGACAUGAAGUGGGCGUUUCUGGGUGGUAACUGACCGUUUUCAGGGAGUGUUCAAAAAAAUGCAGGCGGGCCAGGAAAUACGCAGGCGUGGCUGGGGUGUGUUUGUGACGUCAAAUCAGGAACUGAACAGUCUGAAGUAAUCGCAAGCGCUGAGUAGGUUUUGAGCUACUCUGAAAUUGCACAAAAAAACUUUGUAGCCGCUCUGCGAUCCUUUCGUUUGCACUUCUGCUGAGCUAAAAUACACUCCCAGUGGGCGGCGGCAUAGCGUUUGCACGGCUGCUAAAAACAGCUAGCGAGCGAUCAACUCGGAAUGACCCCCAUAGUCACUGCAACAACCCAAACCCAUCGCUGCAUGGAAAAUAAAAAGUUACUUUGUAGAUUAUUCUUUAAUGAGAGACUGAACAAAUCACUUUACCCAUCAUCUUGUAGAAAAUACAGUCAGACAGUGUGUGUGUGUAUACAUGUAUAUAUAUAUAUAUAUAUAUGUACACACAAAUACGUAUGGGGAAAUCAGCAACUGUCUUUUCUGAAAGAUUUAUAUGCACCUUUAAUAUAAAUGUAAUAUCUGAAAUGAUGCGUUUUGUGGGGAAUCCCUUUUCCUGUGCACUUCUGACUUCCUGUAAUGUAUGUAACCCACGCACUAUCUGAAGAUGCUCUAAUCAGCGGACGCUCCAAUCUGCCUGGUGCCGCUCCGCCCUACACUGUGCGCUGGGAAUUGUUAUAGGUCUUUACUGUACAAAUGAAUGACAUA
Messenger RNA from Pseudophryne corroboree (corroboree frog), 1926 nucleotides. RefSeq names its product sulfotransferase 1C2-like. The coding region runs from base 18 to 722 and encodes 234 amino acids. Lineage: Eukaryota; Metazoa; Chordata; Amphibia; Anura; Myobatrachidae. Gene Ontology annotation, molecular function: sulfotransferase activity. Gene Ontology annotation, cellular component: cytoplasm. The transcript is spliced from 5 exons. The record is from RefSeq and is a predicted model, not a curated record. Gene Ontology annotation, biological process: sulfation.